CCUCCUCCUCCUCCCUCACCUCCCCCUACCUCCCCCCCACCUCCACUCCCCCCCUCCCCCCUCCCCCCCCCCCCCCUCCCCCCCCCCCCCCCACCUCCCCCCCCACCUCCCCCCCCCCCCUCCCCCCCUCCCCCCCCCCUCCCCCCCCCCCCCCACCCCCCCCCACCUCCACCCCCCCCUCCUCUCCCUCCCCUCCCCCCUCCCCCACCUCCCCCCACCUCCACCCCCACCUCUCCCCUCCUCUCUCCCCCCUCACCCCCACCCCCCCCCCCUCCCCCCCCCCUCCCCCCCCCCCCCCCCCCUCCCCCCCCCCCCCCCCCCCCCCCACCUCCUCCCCCUCUUCCACCACCAUCAUCACCACCACCAUCAUCACCACCACCACCAUCACCACCAUCAUCACCAUCACCACCAUCAUCACCACCACCAUCACCACCAUCACCACCAUCAUCACCACCACCACCAUCAUCAUCACCACCAUCAUCACCAUCACCACCAUCAUCACCACCACCACCAUUAGCAUCAUCACCAUCACCACCAUCACCACCAUCAUCACCACCACCAUCAUCACCACCAUCAUCACCAUCACCACCAUCAUCACCACCACCAUCACCACCAUCACCACCAUCAUCACCACCACCACCAUCAUCAUCACCACCAUCACCGUCACCACCAUCAUCACCACCACCACCAUCACCACCAUCAUCACCAUCACCACCAUCACCACCAUCAUCACCACCACCACCAUCAUCAUCACCACCAUCACCAUCACCACCAUCAUCACCACCACCACCAUCACCACCAUCAUCACCAUCACCACCAUCACCACCAUCAUCAUCACCACCACCACCAUUAGCAUCAUCACUAUCACCACCAUCACCACCAUCAACACCACCACCACCAUCACCACCAUCACCACCAUCAUCACCACCACCACCAUUAGCAUCAUCACCAUCACCACCAUCACCACCAUCAUCACCACCACCACCAUUACCAUCAUCACCAUCACCACCAUCACCACCAUCACCACCACCACCAUCACCACCACCACCAUCACCACCACCACCAUCAUCAUCACCAUCACCACCAUCAUCACCACCACCACCAUCAUCACCACCACCAUCACCACCAUCAUCACCACCACCACCAUUACCAUCAUCACCAUCACCACCAUCACCACCAUCAUCACCACCACCACCAUUACCAUCAUCACCAUCACCACCAUCACCACCAUCAUCACCACCACCACCCCCACCAUCACCACCAUCCCCACCAUCACCACCACCACCAUCACCACCA
Messenger RNA from Acinonyx jubatus (cheetah), 1296 nucleotides. RefSeq names its product basic proline-rich protein-like. Lineage: Eukaryota; Metazoa; Chordata; Mammalia; Carnivora; Felidae. The record is from RefSeq and is a predicted model, not a curated record.